AUGAUACCACAAUUGUUGAAUGUGAUCGGGGUCGAAUUAGCCACUGCCAACAAUACAGCCAAACAAAUAAACUUUUCUCAGAAUAUCAAUAGGAUUCUUGAUGAUGUACUGCAAAAUAUCUGCUUCUCUAAGAAAACGGCCAACAAUUACCAACAAAUCCAACUCCCGGUGCAAAGUAUUAACAUCCGAAUCAAUGAUACGACCGGCCAUUUGCCCCACAAAUGCCCCGUUUGUGUCGACCGGCGACUACUCCAGCACUAUAUGGCCAGAGGCUGUACACCCGUUAUUAAAGGUGGCUGCGAGUGCCCCGACCGGUACGAGUGCCCGUCCGGUGCCUUCGUCUCGGCCCCCAUUAUUCGUAUAGCUGAUGACUGCCUCUGGAAGGACCAGUCGUACCGCUCGGGCGACACUUUCAUUGAUGAGGAGGCCUGUCGUGUGUGUCAGUGCGGAACCGACAGCCAGAACGUGGACUGUAAGCCACUCGUCGACUGUCCCGAUGUGUCCACACUUAUGAAUAUCACUCAAUGCUUUCGGUAUAACAAGUGUUGUCCGAAACUCAACUGUUUUGCAAACAUCUUAUGGAAAAGCAAUACAAAAGUUUGCAAAUAUAAGGGACGAGAGUAUCGGUUGGGCGACCGGAUUGAGACCGACGACCGGUGCCUGUCGUGUGUGUGCGACGAGCGUUGGGACGACGACCGACAUGUCAGCACUUGUCGGCCCAUUGAAUGUGAUUUGCGGACAAAUAAACAGAUAAGACAGGGCUGUACUCCGGUAUAUGACCGGAACCAGUGCUGUCCCGUAGACUAUACUUGUCCAAACCGGAAUCGUCACAGAAUCCGGGGCCUAGAGUCGGGUUCCCUGAUGUGUGAGUUUGAAGGCCGUAAAUACCCGCUCCGAUCGCACCUGUAUUCUGGCAAUAAGUGUCACAAGUGCUUGUGUCAAAUACCCCCGCAAUUCACGUGCACUCAAUCAAGACUAUUGCGAAAGAGGGAUGAAUUAAAUCAACAGAUUGUGGCAAAAGUCGAGAGAAUUAAUCUCAAAGACUUCGGUAUCGAUCGGCAAACGAAACGCGAGAUCGAGAGACAGUCACCGGCUGUUCAACGGGAAGGGGAGCCCAAGUGGUGGCCAAACCGCGAACCGGUGGACAACACCGGCCGCCGGCCAUUGCCGUAUCCGAGAGCCAAUCCAAGCUCAUCGUCGGCCACCAGUGACCGCUACUUUAGAGGCCAACGGGUGGCCAGUCGUAGGGAUCGGGCGUUUGUCACCUACGAGGGCGAUGAGUAUCCGCCGCCCACUCCGGACAUACCGUCGCCCAUAGACUGGUCGGCCAGUCCUCAACGCGUUGGCCUUCAAGUGGAGCCCCGGGUGGCCGCCAGACGUGCCUUCAACUUCUCACAACAGCCGACCCCCACUUCCCGACCAAAUCAGUCCAAACCCACCGCCAAUUGUACGCAGAAAUGUGUGGACAAUAAAUAUCUUAAGCAUUACUACGAGAGACAAUGCGAACCCCUUAUGGACUACCAGUGCCGCUGUCCCAUAGCUUUCCAGUGCCCCGAUAUUACUCCAAACACAACCGUGUGUCAAUUUGGUGGCCGAGUAUUUCCUGUGGGAUCGCGAAUACCGGUGCAGAAUCCGUGCCGUAUCUGCGAGUGCCGUGACUUUGGCCGCACUCGGGGUCAAGUGAUGGCCGAAAUAGACUGCGGAGUGGGUAUCGAGUGUCCGGAGGAGGCGUUUGGCCUCAAACCGGAGCCCAACUGUUAUUUUGCGUAUGAGAGGGACCGGUGUUGUGGGCGUCAGGUCUGCGCCAACACUACCCGGACCCAAAACCAACCCAAACGGGACGACAAGGUGUGCACAUAUGGGGGCCGACAGUACAGACGGGGAGAGAGGAUAUAUCCGGAUGAGGAUAACUGCAAGAUAUGCCACUGCGAUGAGCACUGGGACGACUCCCACCCCCUCAACACCCUGUCCUGUCAUCGACAUCAAUGUGAAUUACAGUUGAACAGGGAUUUCGCCCAAGGUUGUUUACCCAUCUACCACGAGGGGAGCUGUUGUCCCAUUGAGUACAAGUGCCCCCAAACCAGUGAAAAACGCAGUGUUUUGUCCAUAUAUUCGGGACACGAUUUGAAACAGUGUUGGUUUGAUGGCCGCAACUAUACGGUCGGCCAACGACUGGUCACUGGAAACCCGUGCGUCUCGUGUGAGUGCAAAGCGCCGCCCGAUUUCACGUGCGUUCAGAAGUCAUGUCCGACUCCUAAACACAACUGUUAUGUCGGGAAAUGGGAUAACAGUGUCUGUUGUCAACACUACACGUGUUCGCCAACACUAGACUAUAAUUAA
This is a messenger RNA of Medioppia subpectinata, 2340 nucleotides long. The record is from the annotation of a GenBank genome assembly. Lineage: Eukaryota; Metazoa; Arthropoda; Arachnida; Sarcoptiformes; Oppiidae.